GUCAGUUGAAACAGUUUCACGGAGGAUUUAAUUAUCUGUCAUUUUAUACUCCAGAGCAGCACGAGCCGACGAGCAGCCCGGAUCCUGUAGAGACUCCUGUGAGCAUCUCCAGAGGCUGCUGCUCCGCAAAGAGAGCCAGAAGAAAGACAUCAUGAGUGACCGGUUCGACUGCAAAAACUGCAACGAGUCCCUGUGCGGCCGCAAGUACAUCCAGGUGGAGGACAACCCUCACUGCAUCCCCUGCUACGACCGCUUGUAUGCCAACACCUGCCAGGAAUGUAAAGAAAUCAUCGGACAUAAUGCCAAGGAGCUCUUCUAUGAGAACAGACAUUACCACGCGCACUGUUUCCGCUGUUUCCGCUGCGACCGCUCUCUGGCCGAUGAGCCCUUCACCAGCCAGGAGGACGCGCUGGUGUGCAGCGACUGCUACUGCAACGAGUAUUCCUCCAAGUGUGUGUCCUGCGACAAGACGGUCAUGCCAGGAUCAAAGAUGUUGGAGUAUGGCGGCUCCACGUGGCACGAGGACUGUUUUGUGUGUCACGGCUGUGAGAAGCCGAUAGGUGCCGAGGCCUUCAUCCCAGACAACAACAACUACUACUGUGUGCCGUGCUACGAGGGCAGGGUGGCUCCUCAGUGCAGCCACUGCAAAAAGGCUCUGACUAAAGGAGGGGUGACCUACAAGGACGAGGUGUGGCACAAAGAGUGUUUUCUCUGCACGGGCUGCAAGGCUCCGCUGGCUGGCCAACCCUUCACCUCGCAGGGGGAGAGUCCGUACUGUGUCAAGUGCUUCAGCAGCCUGUAUGCCAAAAAGUGUGCCGGCUGCAAUACGGCCAUCACAGGGUUUGGAGAUGGGAAGUACGUGUCUUUCGAGGACCGGCAGUGGCACCAGCCGUGCUUUAAGUGUUCACGCUGCUCGGUGUCGCUGGUGGGCUCCGGCUUCUUCCCCGACCGCGACCAGAUUCUGUGUACAGACUGCAACAACGAUGACUGACCGCCACUAACCACACCGGCAACACCUGCAGCAAAUAUGAAACACCGGCAAAGCAUUUUUUUUCUAAACUUCAGCCUGCACACGAACAUUGCAAUAUAACUAAUUCACUCACAGUGUGAAGCUGAUGCAAAGCUCAGUAUUUACAACCCAAACCUCUCAUCAGCCUUUAGCACAUUGAAAUGUUUGUAUAAAUUCUGCAGAAAUAUCCUGUGAUGUAUGUCUAUGAAUUUGUUUUUUGAUAUUUUAAAUGUUUUAAAAACCAAAGACUAAAUGAAAUAUACAACACACAUACAGAUUUGUGUAUUUUGAAUGUUAUGACCAACGCUUGGCAAACGUAUUUCUAUUUUUGGAGAAUAUUCCAACUUAUAUAAAGCUUAUCUUCUCCCACUACUCACUGUAUGUAAAAUCAUUUGUUGAGAAUGUACUGUAUAUUUAGUUUUCUUUUCAGCUUAAAACAGUCAUUACUGGCGUACGUACAAUAAUAAUAAAUGUGA
Messenger RNA from Anoplopoma fimbria (sablefish), 1485 nucleotides. Its product is annotated as four and a half LIM domains protein 3-like. Gene Ontology annotation, cellular component: nucleus; stress fiber; Z disc. Gene Ontology annotation, molecular function: actin binding; transcription coregulator activity. Gene Ontology annotation, biological process: actin cytoskeleton organization. The transcript has 6 exons. The record is from RefSeq and is a predicted model, not a curated record. Bases 152 to 991 code for a protein of 279 amino acids. Lineage: Eukaryota; Metazoa; Chordata; Actinopteri; Perciformes; Anoplopomatidae.